Messenger RNA from Neurospora tetraspora, 1970 nucleotides. RefSeq lists its product as uncharacterized. The record is from RefSeq and is a predicted model, not a curated record. The coding region runs from base 1 to 1797 and encodes 598 amino acids. The transcript has 7 exons. NCBI's taxonomy places the organism in Eukaryota, Fungi, Ascomycota, Sordariomycetes, Sordariales, Sordariaceae.
AUGAAUUUCUGUUAUGCACAAAUUAAUAAGCCACUCCAUCAAGCCAGAGAUCAAGAAGGACCCAACGCCGUUGAAGUCAUGUUUCCACUUAGCGGGGUAUUCCUUAGUCCGGAGGAGGUUCACCCGCCACGCUUUGCUCCGGCCUCCUUACCGUUCCGCGGUCUCCGUCCCCGCAUUCGUCCUGGACCGAAAAAGGGUUUCGGAAGCACAUCCGAAGGCCAUGCGCAUUAUAUAUGGGCUCGAACCUCACCCGCCCUCAUUUGCCGUGGUCCACCGGCUGUGCGCUAUUCUGACCGCCGUGGCAUGCCCUUGGUUGCUCACGAUAUCGGAACCCAGAACCAAAGUCACGUUUCACGGCAGCAGCGAGGCAACACUCAGCAGACCGAGAACAGAACCCACCGAGCGACUACAGCGCAGAAGAGACAACAAGAUACCGAUUUCAGCUAUCACUUUGUGAAGAUCACGGCAUCUACGGGCAUCCGGAGGCAUCAGUGUCACACUGCCUCUCACUCACUGGCUGACAUCGAGAUACACGCAGCACGGUCCAGCCAAAGACUCUGGGGAAGGGAAGAAGCGAGAGACAAGGUUCCUGCUCCUACACUCAGGAUGGCGGACCGCAGGCCUUCGGAAGCUGUGCCGACCACGAGCGGAAGACAGUCUCAUGCGAUUCCCGCAGCAUCAUUCCCAACCCAUAACUCGCCGAGGACAUGGCUAAUAACGUCUGCGCUCACGCCACUCGCUGUCCGGCUGAUACGCCAGCUCCUGGCGCAUGGUGACUACAUAGUCGCCUGCCUGCCACCACAUGAGAUUGAGCACGAAGACCGCAGCGCCGAAUUCCGUGAGCUCAUCAACGAGUGUAAGAGCAACCGCAAGGAUCGUGAGGGAUGGAAGGACCGGAUCCGCCCCAUCCGGUGUGAUAGCCGCGUCAUGGGCCAGUGCGGCGCUGCCGUUGCCGAAGCCGUCCAAAUAUUUGGGAGGAUUGACAUUAUGCUCUGUUGCAGAGCCGAAGCCGUUGUGGGGACCGUUGAGGAACUAUCAACCAGCCCUGCGACGCAGAACCUGGUGAGGGACCAGUUCGAGACUGUCUACUUCUCACAGGUGAACUUUAUCAAGGCUGCCCUACCGCAGCUCAGAGCGCAACAUACAGGUCAUAUCAUGGUUCUGACCAGCAUUGGUGGCCACAUUGGGACACCAGGCAUGUCCUUUUACACAGCUGCCGUUUGGGCACUCGAGGGCUUCUGUGACUCGCUAGCAUACGAGAUUGCGCCCUUCAACAUCAAGAUGACGAUUGUGCAGCCCAACAAGGAAAUCCUAAGCCUAACCAACAGGCUCAUAUUCUCGCCGCCACUACCCCAAUACGAGGCCGACCUGAACCCGGCUCCAAAUAUGCGGGAUGUACUGUCUACCGUCCUGAACUCGAAUCCGGACACGUACAUUGAGCAAAGCGAAGACGAGAUACAGUACCGCUACGCGAAACUUCCGCCCGCCACCUUGGACAAGCUGGUCAUGGAGACGGUGCAUGCCUUGACAGCCAUUGGCGGACACGAGAACCCGCCGGCAAGGCAUAUCGUCGGGUUUGAAGGUGCUAUUGCCGUCAGGGAAAAACUGAAGACGGUGACAGAGGAGUUGGAGGACUUUGUUGAAGUUAGUCUGGCCGUGGACAUUUUCGACAGCGAGCUCAAGGCCGAGGCAAGAAAGGGUAGGUCGGAAAUGGAGGCUACACAGGGCAUGGGAGCGGGCGAGGGUUCAUCGGGCGCGGGAAUGGGUGGUUUCCCUGGCAUGGGACCAAUGUCAUGAUAACGCCUGGCUCUACACCGCUAUCAGCUUAAGGAUGGUCGAGCAAAGGGAGUCAUGGCAGGAAUGGGACAAAAUAUGCCUCUGGUCGUCAUAGCUUAGACUCUGUAGGCUACCUGUACUAUUCGAACAAAUGGAAAGGAAAAUCACAAAGGCCACUGUGUCUGCUAUCAUGC